GUGAACGCGGCUCUGGGAGUGUCUGCGAGGAUCCAGCCCCGCAGUCGCUGGAGCUAACGAGAGGAGCAUCUGCGCGGACAAUGCAGCGGCGGAGUGGGGAGGAAAUAACGCGGUGAGAGACGAACAUGAAGCGGGAUAGUUGUGUUGGGAUUGUACGGCGGCAGUGAUUUGCUGGACCACGUGGUGGUGUGACGCGAAUGACCUUUUCAUAACGGUACAGGGAGAUUCUGGUCAAAUGCAGGACUCUGCUGUGUGCACUGUCAAUCCUAUUAUGGUCUGUUACAGCGUUACAUUUGUCAGGUGUCGAUAUUUACAUCCGCAUUCAAUGUAAAAAAAAAAGCUCUAAAGGCUUAGUGUCCUAAUCUAUUGUCUAUCAGUAGCUGAUCACACGAUGACCUCCAUGCUGUGUUAUUAGAGAGUAAUCACUGCAAAGUCAAUAUUUCUUGAUGUAGCUUGUUGCAAUCCACGUAUUGAAUUCACUGCUUCACAUUCACCUGCUCCAGUCACAGAGGUGAGCUUCAUUCAUUCAUUCACAGCUGAUCGCCUUUUCACUGCAGUGACUGUGUGAGACACUGGACACACACACACACACACGCUGGAUGACAUGAGUUUGUCAUCUGUUGUGGAAACCUGCUUAAACCUGUGAGCUGCAGAUCAGACAGUGAACGCCUCCAAUAAGGCAUCAGGACACUUCUGUGCCAGGACUGUGGAGGAGGGAUGCUGAGGGCCACUGUGGGCUCUGUGGAGGAGAGGGACGAGGAGCAGGAGGAUGAAGGUGAGGACGAGCUGAGGGACGGAGGGGUGCCCUUCUACGUGAACAGAGGAGGACUCCCGGUGGAUGAGGAGACUUGGGAGAGGAUGUGGCGCCAUGUGGCACGAAUCCACCCCAGCGGCGAAGCGUUGGGGAAGGAGAUCCGAGGGGCCACAGACCUGCCCAAGAUUCCUGUGCCGAGUGUGCCUUCAUACCAACCUACCACCACUGUCCCACAGCGCCUGGAAGCCAUACAGAAAUACAUCAGGGAGUUUCAGUACAAUCACACAGGAAUGCAGUUCUUUGAAAUCAAGAAGAGCCGUCCUCUCACCGCGUUGAUGGACAUUGCUAAAGAGAUGACGAGGGAGGCCCUGCCAAUCAAAUGUCUGGAGGCGGUGAUCUUAGGGAUUCACCUGACCAACAACAUGCCGGGUGUGGAGCGCUUCCCCCUCAGCUUUAAGUCUCAAUUCUCAGGGAACCACUUCCACCACAUCGUGCUGGGAGUUCACAGCGGGGGACGUUUCGGCGCUCUGGGCAUGAGCAGGAGAGAGGACCUCAUGUUCAAGCCCCUGGAGUUCCGGACACUGAUGGACCUGCUGCAGGAAUACGACGCAGCCUACAGGGGCUACUGGCACACGCUCCACAAGGUCAAGAUCGGCCACUACGUGUCUCACGACCCCCACAGCGUGGAGCAGAUAGAGUGGAAGCACUCCAUACUGGACGUGAACAAGCUGACCAAGGACGAGCUGCGGAAGGAGCUGGAGAGGCAUACGCGGGACAUGCGGCUCAAGAUUGGAACGUCGGCACAUCCCUCUCCAACCAAAGACAGAAGAAACAGCAUGGGUUCACCGCUCCGAGGGCCGGGCAGCCCAAUACGCAGGAUCAGCCGUGUUGAGAGACGCCCCUCUGGAGAGAAGAAGGUCUUGGAGCAGAACUCGUCUACAGACAUGAACGGAUACCAGAUUAGAGUCUGAAGAAAUCUUACUACACACUUUUCAUGGGCCGAUUAGGUUUACUUUUAGUCUAAUUUAUUUGUACACACUGACCUACGCAUUGGAUGCAAUGUGGAAUAGGUCACCAGCAACCUAUCCCUACCAAGACCUGCCUCAUUCCGCUUCUCCACGUUUGUGUCGGUAGUUUUUGGAGCAGCUACUGUGCUUCGUAUUUGGUGCUGGCAACGCUCCUAAAAUAGAACUAGGGGUCACAAGUGCAGUUUGGCCAACUGUAACGAGAGCGAAUCGGGACGCGUCCUUAAAAGCCUGGUGAAGACGACCGCUCAGCGUCGUCGACGUGCUAAUGGACAUACAGCUUCUCUUUUUUUUGGUGUUCAUCGACAGUUUGUGUCGUCGUACUGUAACAAAAACGCGUCCUUUUUUGAAUCCACUUAGCAGCAAAUGCUUGUGUAGUGACUCGUUUGUAAACCACAACCCUUUGUGCCUUGUGUGAAAACUCAAAGAGAGAACACCUUUUUUUUUUAUAUCUAAUCAAUUAUUGUUAUGGCCUCACAAAACAGUAUAAUCGCUGACCACCCCAGUAACUUUAAUAUAAACGUAUGACAGACAGCAGCAUGUUCAGCAAGCUAGAUGUAGACGGAGUAUAUCGAAGCGUACGAACGCUUCCGUUGAGUGACACGGUUACCGAUGGGAUUCCUGGGAACAGCUGACUGAUCUCACCUGCAUUUCAUGUAGAUGUGAAAUAUUGAGUCGCUUUAUAUGUGUGUACUGUACAAGUGCUUUGUAUACACUUUUUCUUUCAAAUUGUAGCAACUUUAUAUACAAUAUUUCACUCGCCUGAAACAAUGGUAUCCAAGCAGCAGACUUCCAUUAAGGCAGACGUGCAAAGGAGUUUGUUUACAGCACUUUUACCUGCUUUUUUGUAAUUUUUUUAAACAAAAAAAAAGGUCAUUUUAUACUUUCUCUAGUGUCACUGAAUAUUUAAGACACAUUGGCCUGAAUAUGUUUUUAUGUGUAUAGUCGGUGUUGUUCAUGUUCUGUUUAAUAUCCUAUAAAAAAACAACUGUUUUGUAUCAAAAGAUUUACAGGAUCACAAUAAAGUGUCACCAGUGUUGAGGCAACACAA
Molecule: messenger RNA, 2830 nt
Organism: Solea senegalensis (Senegalese sole)
Lineage: Eukaryota; Metazoa; Chordata; Actinopteri; Pleuronectiformes; Soleidae
Gene: vash1
Product: vasohibin 1
Exons: 7
Coding region: 718-1725 (335 amino acids)
Biological process (GO): regulation of angiogenesis
Cellular component (GO): cytoplasm
Source: RefSeq, a predicted model, not a curated record